Drosophila sulfurigaster albostrigata is the source of this 598-nucleotide messenger RNA. Its product is annotated as lysine-specific demethylase 7B-like. The transcript is spliced from 4 exons. The record is from RefSeq and is a predicted model, not a curated record. Bases 385 to 561 code for a protein of 58 amino acids. NCBI's taxonomy places the organism in Eukaryota, Metazoa, Arthropoda, Insecta, Diptera, Drosophilidae.
UUUUUUUUUGCAAUUUGCAUUAUAGGAAUUCGAGUUCGGUUAUUUAACCGAAAGUUUCAUGACUAAUUGCAUAAUAUGAUUAUACAUUUGAAACACUUAAUCGAACUUUCUACAGCAUUGCGCCUCAUACAACUUGUCAGUUAUUUGUGAAACACGAAGAAGUAACAAGCUUACAAGCGAUGAAAUACGGGUGGAUAAUAUUUGUGCUAUUUCAACUCGUUCUAUUGCUGUCGAUGCAACCGAAGGAGGCAAGUGGCGAAUGUUGUCUCCCUUCUAAUAAUAGGUGUGCGGACGGCACAAAAAAGACGCCUUGCUGUGGGUACAAACCAUGCGAUAUUUUGUGCUGCAAAUGCAAAUGCAGACGACGCAAAAGGUUUGUCCGGCAUGGUGAACAUUCUCAAAGGAGUUCCCGUCGUCAUGAUCAUCAUCAUACCCAUGAUCGUGAUCAUCAUCACAAACACAAAGGAAAACAUUCCGAUUCCUGCAAGUACACAAUUCUCGCCAUGUGGACAUCAAAGGAAUAAGCUUUUUAUAAACAAUUCAUCUAAUAUUGAGAAAUAAAUUGCUCUUAUUGGUAAUGGAGCGUGGCAUGCAAAAA